UAGUAGUAGCGUAGUGUAGUAGGAGUAGUAAGUAUGAUAGAACGAAAGAGUGGGGAGAGUUGCACUAACACAUAGAAACGGACGAUGCCACUCGAGUGGCAUCGAAUAUCCCCGCUCCGUCGUACGCGGCAGUCCGACGCCGGUCGCGCAGCUAGCAUGGCUGGAUUUUCUCGCAGUUUUUCACCGGUUCUCCCGUGGUAAAGAGAGACGGAGACGGAAAGACACAGAGAGACGGAAAGAGAGAGAGAGAGAGAAAGAGGGAGAAAGAGCUAGAUAGACGAGACACGUAGCAGCAGCAGCAGCAGCAGCAACACGAAAACUCGUUGUAUUCAACAAAACGCAUUCCUUUGGUUUCGUCCUAUACAAUCGUACGUCGUUCCUCAUAGGAUACAAGACCUUUGCUUUUCGUUCUAUCGUUCGAGAUAAGCACAGAGAGAGAGAGAGACAGAGAGACAGAGAGAGAGAGAGAAAGAAAGAGAGAGAGAGAGAGAAAGAAAGAGAGAGAGAGAGAGAGAGAGAGACAGACAGAAGGAAAAGGAGGGAGCAUAGGCGAUCGCGAGUCGACGUGAGCCAGAACUGACGCCAGAUGCUCGAACAUAACCUCAAAAGUGAAACACUCGAUAGAAAUUAGAUGAUCCCUUCGUAGAUCGUCGAUAUAAGUUCGAUUAAUUCAUAUUUACGUCUAAUAGAUUAGAUUAACGUCCAUCCUACUUUUACGAGGCGACACGUGCUCCUUCUGCGUGCGUUUCACCAGCCAAUCGUUGUCUUCUUCGUCGGGUUGGUGUGUACGUCGCGUCGUUUAUCCUUCUCUCUCUCGCGCGUGUGUUCCCCCCUCCUCUCUUCGUAGUAGUUAUCGUUGUCCUCGUCGUUCUCUCUCUCUCUCGUAAUGUCAAAGAAAGAUAUAUAAAGGAGAAAGAGAGAGAGAGAGAGAUGGGUAACAGUCGGAUCGUAUCGCGCAAAUGAGAAUCUCGAAGAGACUAGACAGUAAGUAGUAAGAGAGACAGAUUGAAACAUAAAGAGAGAGACAGAGAGAGAGAGAAAGCAAAGCAAAGCAAAGCAAAGCAAGCGAGAGCGCGAAAGAGAAAGAGAGAGAGAGAGAGAGAUAGAAAACGAAGAAAGUGCGUCGUGUUGUUGCAAGUGAACGAAGAGGAAAUAAAAGAUUCUAGAAAAGGAAAAAUAAAUAAGAGAGAGAGGGAGAGAGAGAGAAGAAAAGCACGAGGAAAUCGUACGAGAGGAUCGACUAUGAUCGUCCUUCUUCUUCCUUCUUCUCUUACUCUUGCACGUCCACAUCCAGCAUCUUCUUGUCGUUCGUCGUUGGAACGGUAAAUCUCUGAUGUCCGAACAGUAGAAGAGGAACUUUUCAAAAGAACUCGUUUCGUGUGCACGACGACGACGACUAACCAACCAACCAAUCGUCCGACUGAACGACCGAUCAUCCAACGUCCUAUUGUACCUACUAAUCAUCGUCUAUUUCUAAACGAGCCUGUCUUUAUAUGAAUUACGGAUCGAAGAAGGUCGGAUCGAUAUGCGGACGUCGUGAUAUCGUGUGAUCGAGCCAAUCGACGUUCCCUCGAAUGGGCUAAGAGCCGAAAAUCGUUACUCCGUGGAAACGCCGAGGCUCUACAUCGCCCUUAAUUGACAGGAAGAGAGGGUGUGUGUGUGUGAGAGAGAGAGAGAGAGAGAGAGAGAGAGAGGGGGAAGGAGGGAGAAAGGAAAAGAGGAAGAACCAUCAAGCUGGAAACUCAAGCGUAGAGUCAAGAAAUAACGGAAGAGGGAAGAGAAGGAAGAAAAGUAAGAAGAAAAGGAAGAGGAGAAGAGCGGGGGAGAUAUCUGGAGCGGCGUUUGAAAUUUACGAGUAACUCGGUGCUCUUGCAAGUGUAAUAGUAUCUUCGAACGAGAGAGAAAAAGAGAGAGAGAGAGAGAGAGAGAGAGAGAGAGAGAGAGAGAACGAACGAACGAACGAAGGAAAGAAAGGAAGAGAGUGAGAGAGAGGCACAUGGCAUAACAAAUGGUCCCCCGUAAAACCAGCUCGCGACUGUUAAAUGACACCGGAAGUACCGAGCUAAGAAAUACACGAGGUAUCUAGAGCGAUUCGUGCAAUACUUUUGUAUCCUCUCGACAGUUGUUUCGUCACUUGCUCGUAAAAUUCGAUAUAAAUAAAUAAAUUUUUCAUCGAAUCAUCGACAAUAGAUCGAUAAGAACGACAAUAUGAUUUCCUUCGAUCAUGAGGAAAUCAUGAUUGGACGUAAUCGUUGUUAUUAAGAGGAAAGAAUUUUUUGAUUGCCCGAUAUAUUUUUCUUUCUUUUUUCUUUUUUCUUUCUUCCUCGUUGUUUUUUUUUCUCUUUCUUUUUUUUUUUUUUUUUUUUUUAUUUUUUUUUUUUUUUUUUUUUUUGAAAAGAAAUAUGAAGAUCAUCGGAAUGAAAGAUCGUAGAUGAGCAAAGGUCCGUGAAAAAGAAAUAUUAGAGAAAGGAAGGAAAUAAGGAGAAGGAGAGGGAGUGGAAGAAGAAGAAGAAAAAGAAGAAGAAAGAAAGAAAAGGGGGAAGAGAAGAAGGAAGAGGAGGAGGAGGAGGAGGAAGAAGAGGGAGAACCAUCAGGUCCAGCAGAGCCAGAUGGGUUAAAGGCGAAACGCGAUGGAAGGCGCGAUUCCGUGCCGGUGGAUGCAAAAGGGCGCUGUUCGCACUGCAACCGCUGCCCUUUCGGAAGCGCAACAAGUGACAACGCCGUGGUGCUGCUGCUGCUGCUGCUGCUGCUACUACUGCUAUUACUGUUACUCCUCCUCGCUCACCAGACGUCAUCGGCUUUAUCCAGAAAGGAGUCGAGAGGAUUCGAUUCCGUUGACUUGAACAAAGGAGAAAUAGAAAAAGAAAUAGAGAAAGAGAAAGAUAGAUACGGGUCAAGGAUCGUUGGCAAGCUCCGUUAACAGCGUACCUACUGGGAUGAACUUCUUACGAGCUAUCCAAAAAAGAUUAUUUCCUUCUUCGUCCUCCUCAUCCUCAUCCUGCUCUUUAACGGAGAAAUAGGAACGAACGGUCGAGAGUCGUUCAUGGCGACUUUGUCCUGAGAGACUCGAUGAAACUACGUCGGGGAGAAAGACGAUUGCCGAGAAUCUUGGAGGAUUCUUGGUCUGGAAUCCCUUGGACUGUGCCUUGAAUCUUACGUACGAUAGACGACAGCUCGUCUGAUCUCUCAACGAGCUUCUUCACGAGGAGUAAAAGAGAAAAGACGCGAGAGAAAAAGAUAAAAAAAGAAGAAGAAGAAGAAGUGGGAGGAAGAGAAGGAGGAGGAGGAGGAGGAGGAGGAGGAUCGGCAGGAUUUUUAUCUCUUGUAUCUUUUUCACCUCCUUUUUUUCUUUCUUCUCUCUUUUUUUUUUUUUUUUUUUUUUUCUCUUUACCCACUUUGUCGUCCACUUUCUUUUCGUCGUCGUCGUGUCUCUUAUAGUGAUUUCGCUCGUUGUCGUCGUCGUCGUCGUCGUCAUCGUCGUCGUCGUUGUGGACGAUGGUGAUGAAAAUCUCCGCUGUCGAAGCUGGCGUCGCUCUGUUGGGCGCCGUCGGUUCACGUUGCGUCGUAAAGCAGGCGACGGUGAAGCGAUGCGUCGCGGCGCUCCUUCUCGUCUCCAUCGCGAGCAUCUUUUAUUACACGCACUAUGUCAUCAGCAGUCCUCUCUCCAGUUUGAUACAUCGUGAUACCAGACCUGAACCCUCGAUAAGAUGUUCCACAUUGAGGGGUGCGACGAGACUGCCUUCGGCGCCGGAUCACAGGAGCGAGGCACGAUUGAGGAUAGAUCCAAAGGUGUUGGUCUUCGUCGAAACUUUAUAUUCCAGGCUGGGACGAGAGAUAGCCGAGCUACUCGUUUAUAACCGAAUAAAGUACAAAGUAGAGGUGGCCGGGAAGUCUCUGCCGGUAUUGACGAAUCUCGACAAGGGUCGUUACGGCGUUCUAAUAUUCGAGAACCUUAACAAGUACCUGCAAAUGGACAAGUGGAAUCGAGAACUAUUGGACAAGUAUUGCAGAGAAUACUCAGUUGGAAUCGUUGGUUUUGCUCCUCCAGGCGAGGAGAGUCUCGUUGGUGCCCAACUAAAGGGUUUUCCUCUCUUCAUACAUACGAAUCUUCGGCUUAAGGACGCCCAGUUGAACGCGGCAUCUCCUAUUCUACGAUUAACCAGAUCCGGAGAAACAGCCUGGGGACCACUUCCUGGCGGUGACUGGACCAUUUUUCAGGCCAAUCACAGUACGUACGAACCGUUGGCCUGGGCACACAGGGACAGUCUCGACUAUCCGACCAACAAAAGCCCUCUGGCCACUGUCAUUCAGGAUCAUGGGAGAUACGAUGGGAUACAAAGGGUCCUAUUUGGUGGUGGUCUACGAUUUUGGUUGCACAAAUUGUUGCUUCUCGAUUCGCUCUCGUAUCUAUCUCACGGUCAGCUUAGCCUAAGCUUGAAUCGUAUGAUACUGGUCGACGUAGACGAUAUAUUCGUCGGUGAAAAAAGUACGAGACUUAAGAGGGACGACGUUAUGGCUUUGCUCGCAACUCAACAAAGGAUACAGGCUCUCGUUCCGGGGUUCAAAUUCAACUUGGGGUUUUCCGGGAAGUAUUUUCAUCACGGGACAGCCGAGGAAAACUUGGGGGACGAUAUGCUGCUGGAGAACGUCGACAGAUUUACGUGGUUUUCCCACAUGUGGAACCAUCAACAGCCUCAUCUAUACGAGAAUGUGACCCAUCUACAAUUGGACAUGGCACUGAACAAACAAUUCGCAAAGGACCACGGUAUACCGACGGUAAGCGGCUACAGCGUAAGUCCACAUCACUCAGGCGUUUAUCCGGUCCACGAAGGCCUUUAUGAGGCAUGGAAAAGAGUUUGGAACAUCAAGGUCACUAGCACGGAGGAAUAUCCACAUCUAAGACCGGCCCGUUUAAGACGUGGCUUCAUUCAUCGUAACAUCAUGGUACUACCAAGACAGACGUGCGGCCUUUUCACUCAUACAAUCUUUAUAGAGAGGUACCCAGGCGGAAGGGAUAAGUUGGACGAAUCGAUACAAGGCGGCGAACUCUUUCAAACGAUCGUUUAUAAUCCUAUAAAUAUUUUUAUGACGCACAUGUCCAAUUAUGGUAACGAUCGUUUGGCAUUGUAUACGUUCGAAUCUGUAAUAAAGUUUAUACAAUGUUGGACAAAUUUGAGAUUAUCGAGUUCACCGCCUCUUAAACUUGGCGAACAUUAUUUUCAACUUUAUCCGGAGGAGGCCGAUCCCGUAUGGGGUAACCCGUGUGACGAUCAAAGACAUCAAAAGAUUUGGUCGAGGAAUAAAACGUGCGAUCAACUGCCAAGGUUUUUAGUUAUAGGACCGCAAAAAACUGGGACAACUGCGCUCUACACAUUUCUGUCCAUCCAUCCGGCCAUAAGCAGUAAUUUGCCGAGCCCAGACACGUUCGAGGAAAUACAAUUUUUCAAUGGGAAAAAUUAUUACAAGGGUUUAGAUUGGUAUAUGAGCUUCUUUCCGGCAUCGAAAAACGAGAGUUCCAGAUAUCUUUUCGAAAAGUCAGCAACCUAUUUUGACGGCGAAUUGGUACCAAGAAGGGCUCACGCUUUAUUACCAAGGGCCAAACUCAUUACUAUAUUACUCUCGCCGGCUAGAAGAGCUUACUCGUGGUAUCAGCAUACCAGAGUACAUGGUGAUCCCGUAGCAAAUAAUUAUUCAUUUCAUUCGGUCAUUACGGCCAGCGAUACGGCCCCAAAACCAUUAAGAGAUCUUCGAAAUAGAUGCCUCAAUCCUGGCAAAUAUGCGCAACAUUUGGAAAGAUGGUUAUCGUUUUAUCCACCACAGCAAUUGCAUAUCAUUGAUGGCGAACAAUUGCGACAAAAUCCAGUUGAAACGUUGCACGAAUUGCAAAGGUUUCUCAAAAUCACACCGGCAUUUAAUUACUCGUCGCAUCUUAGGUACGAUCCUAAAAAGGGAUUCUUUUGUCAAGUUACCAACGAGGAUCGUACGAAGUGUCUUGGAAAGAGCAAAGGACGUCAGUACCCGCCUAUGGAGGAUAAAUCCUAUAAAUUCUUGCAAAGGUAUUACUUGUCACACAACACCGCCCUUGUAAAAUUAUUGAAACGGCUUGGAUCCAGAACGAUUCCGCAAUGGCUUAAGGAAGAUCUAACCGACACGGUGAUGACCUAGCAAACGCCGAUCACAUGAAACACAGCUAUUUCUCGAUUUCAAGCCUGGAUUCUUGCUUCCGCCGUACACGAGAUACGACGUUUAUUGGUGGAAGACUUGUAAAUUAUUUCUAUCAUGUAAAUAUUUCGCUGGACUACAAAUCCUAAUCGAGGAGAAGGACCAUGACCAGUGGAGUGGCCUAAAAUCGGUGAAAGCCUGGAAAGCUAGUCACUAAGCGAUUAUACGGUUACAUAAUCCGUAACUGUUGAUCGUUGUUAAGCUAAUAAUACUAUUAUUAACGUUAUAUUGUAAUAAUAUAAUUAUUAUUAUCGUUGUUGCGUCAUUAAAAAUCAGGAAGGCCGAUUAUCGGCCAACUUUAAAACUCGCAGACAUAAUCUGCGAUUGAUUUCAUUGUUAUCAGGAUAAUAAAAAGUCUUGAUAAUCCUUACUUCGUUUGGAUCAGAAAGAAAAUCUUAUAUGGAGGACUAUUUGACUUUCAGUCAAGCAUCGAUUUAUAUCUUUGGCUUUUAAAUGGAGCAUACUUUUUUCUUUUUUUUUUUUUUUUUUUUUUUUUUUUCUUUUCUUUUC
This is a messenger RNA of Vespa mandarinia (Asian giant hornet), 6732 nucleotides long. RefSeq names its product N-deacetylase and N-sulfotransferase sfl (gene sfl). Gene Ontology annotation, cellular component: Golgi apparatus. NCBI's taxonomy places the organism in Eukaryota, Metazoa, Arthropoda, Insecta, Hymenoptera, Vespidae. The record is from RefSeq and is a predicted model, not a curated record. Gene Ontology annotation, molecular function: hydrolase activity; deacetylase activity; heparan sulfate N-sulfotransferase activity.